Molecule: messenger RNA, 2386 nt
Organism: Equus caballus (horse)
Lineage: Eukaryota; Metazoa; Chordata; Mammalia; Perissodactyla; Equidae
Gene: MEIS3
Product: Meis homeobox 3
Biological process (GO): brain development; animal organ morphogenesis; positive regulation of cell population proliferation
Molecular function (GO): DNA-binding transcription activator activity, RNA polymerase II-specific; RNA polymerase II cis-regulatory region sequence-specific DNA binding
Source: RefSeq, a predicted model, not a curated record
AGAGGGGGCUGGGGACCCGCCCGCCCCGCCCGCUCGCGCCGCCGGCGGACAGCGGGUUAAGCAUCUCCGCGGUGGAACUUCCGGAUGUGACCACAGAGAGAGGGAGAGACCGGGAGAGGGGAGAGGAGACGAGCCGCCAGCAUCCCUCGGGCCCGCCGACGCCGGCCCGCGCGCCCCACCCCGCCCCCGGCCCGCGGGCGGACUGUCUGUCUCGGGCUGCGUGUCUGUCUCGGGCUGGUUCCGUCCUCCCAGGACCCGCGCAGGGACUGGGCGCCCCGGGGAGGGGGCCUCGGGCGACCCUCCCCCGCCUCGCGCCCCCGCUGGCCGGCAUGCGCCCCUGGCCGUGACCCCCGCGGGGCCGGGCGCUGGGGGUCCAUGCGCGCAGCCUGCUCCCCGCCCGGCGCCGGCCGCUGACGGCCGUGGGGGGGGUGGGGGAGCCGGGCACCCAGCCUCCUGCCCCACCCCCUGGCGUCGGCCCCACCGGCCACCCGGGCCGCUGGCCCUGGCUGCGCCCUCCCCGCUGGCCAGGCCCUGGAGGGACCCGGGAGCGGCCGCCGGCUUCAGCCCAUGGCCCGGAGGGGGCCCAAGAGAAGGCUGCGAGACAGGGCCCUCGGUCCCACCCAACAGCUCCAUGGACAUCGGGGCCAUCAGGAGGCAGGCCUUGGACACCUGGGGAACGGAAAGGCGGGUCCCCGGGCAGAGAGGGGGCAUCUCCUGGGUCCCCAGAUCGGGAGGUUUCUUGGAGGCACUGACGCCUCCUUGGGGCUCUCUCCCUCUUGCCUCCCCCCCCAGUACGAUGAGCUGCCUCACUACCCAGGCAUCGUGGAUGGCACCGCAGCCCUGGCUGGCUUCUCGGAGGCAGUGCCCACAGCACCGAGAGCCCCGGGGCCCUACGGCCCCCACCGGCCUCCUCAGCCCCCUCCCCCGGGCUUGGACAGCGAUGGCCUGAAGAGAGAGAAGGACGAGAUCUACGGACACCCGCUCUUCCCCCUGCUGGCCCUGGUCUUUGAGAAAUGUGAACUGGCCACGUGCUCACCUCGUGACGUGGCCGGGGCUGGGCUGGGCACGCCCCCGGGCGGCGACGUCUGCUCCUCCGACUCCUUCAAUGAGGACAUUGCCGCUUUUGCCAAGCAGGUCCGCUCCGAGAGGCCCCUCUUCUCCUCCAACCCGGAGCUGGACAAUCUGAUGAUCCAGGCCAUCCAAGUGCUCCGGUUCCACCUGCUGGAGCUGGAGAAGGUCCACGACCUGUGCGACAACUUCUGUCAUCGCUACAUCACCUGCCUCAAGGGAAAGAUGCCCAUCGACCUGGUCAUCGAGGAUCGGGACGGCGGCUGCAGGGAGGACCUCGAGGACUACCCGGCCUCCUGCCCCAGCCUCCCGGAUCAGACUAACGCAUGGAUUAGAGACCAUGAGGACAGUGGGUCUGUACAUUUGGGGACCCCGGGUCCAUCCAGUGGUGGCCUGGCCUCCCAGAGUGGGGACAACUCUAGUGACCAAGGAGACGGACUGGACACAAGCGUGGCCUCUCCCAGUUCUGGGGGAGAGGACGAGGAGCUGGACCAGGAGCGGCGUCGGAACAAGAAGCGGGGCAUCUUCCCCAAGGUGGCCACCAACAUCAUGAGAGCCUGGCUGUUCCAGCACCUCUCGCACCCGUACCCCUCGGAGGAGCAGAAGAAACAGCUGGCGCAGGACACGGGGCUCACGAUUCUGCAAGUCAACAACUGGUUCAUUAACGCCCGGAGACGCAUCGUGCAACCCAUGAUCGAUCAAUCCAACCGCACAGGGCAGGGUGCAGCUUUCAGCCCAGAGGGCCAGCCCGUGGGGGGCUACACGGAGACUCAGCCACACAUGACUGUGAGGCCGCCAGGGUCAAUGGGGAUGAGUUUGAACUUAGAAGGAGAGUGGCAUUAUCUAUAGACGCUGGACUCAAGAGAAGUACCCCAGCCUCCGGACCACGACCACCAGGCUCACACCUGGUUCUGGUUCCGCUUGGCCCUCUGGCUUCAGGACCCACCUCCUCCGGCCCCCUCACUCAACGCCUACCUCCCUGGGGCCCCGCCGGGACACGGGGGGCCUGAGCGCCCCCUUGAGGGCCUCUCAAGGACAAAGACAAGGCCUCCAGGCCCUGCGCCCCACUUCUGCCCUCACCUCCGCCCAGAACCUGAGCUGAGAUCCUGGGCCCGAGUCUUCGGAAGAUGGUGGCUGGGGGUCCCCCCGCCUCCAGGACAAGGAAGGGAUUGGAGGUGGGCUGGGGCCAUGAGGGACGGGGGUUCACCUGGACCCUACAUUUUGGAGACGUUCCCUUCAUCCCCCAGCCCGCCCCCCUCCCCUCUCCGCCUACCUCCCUUCUCUGAUGUCUUCUACUUUGUUUUUAACGAUAAAGUCU